Molecule: messenger RNA, 1354 nt
Organism: Dendronephthya gigantea
Lineage: Eukaryota; Metazoa; Cnidaria; Anthozoa; Malacalcyonacea; Nephtheidae
Product: nuclear migration protein nudC-like
Exons: 13
Coding region: 99-1103 (334 amino acids)
Biological process (GO): protein folding
Cellular component (GO): cytoplasm
Source: RefSeq, a predicted model, not a curated record
CUAAUAAGAAUUGUCGAAGCAUUUCUCUAAUAACAUCUGCAACAUUUGUAUUAAAUUUCAUAGAAUUUCGAUAACUUUUUGUCUGCAUUUAGAAAAAAAUGUCUAGUGAAGAUGCAGAGAGAUUUGAUUCAAUGUUUAUGGCCGUUGCUCAGCAAUGUGAAGGUGGAAUACACGAGUUGCUUGAUGUUUUCUUUUGUUUUCUUGGCCGAAAAACAGACUUUUUCACAGGAGCAAAUAAAGGACAGGCACAAAAGAUAGUUAUGGACAAAUUCAAGGCACAUGAAACAAAGGCAGUAAAGGCAAAGGAGAAAGAGAAAAAUGAACAGGAAAUGAAAAGAGCAGCAAAGGAGAAAGCAAGGAAGGAAAAAGAAAUGGAGGAAGCUAGGAAGAAAGAAGAGGCGUUAAAAGAACCAAAAAUAAAAGAAUUGACAGAUGAAGAAGUGAAAAAACUUGAAGAAGAAAUGAGUAAUCAAAAAAUGGAUUCUGAGCCUCUGGAAACAAAUGGAAAUGAUGAAGACACAUCUGAGAAGAAGGCGGAAGAAAAGGAACAGGAGAGUGAUGAAGAUGAGGAUGCGAAGGGAAAACUAAAACCAAAUGUUGGAAAUGGAUGUGAUCUGGAUAACUAUAGUUGGACCCAGACUUUAUCAGAGCUUGAGAUACGAGUUCCUUUGUGUGUUGACUUUAAAGUCAAGGGCAGGGAUGUAAUUGUUGACACUAAAAAGAAGCAUAUUAAAAUUGGUUUAAAAGGUCAUCCAUUAAUCCUUGAUGGGGAAUUGUAUAAGGAGAUCAAAUUGGAAGAAAGCAUUUGGACAUUAGAUCAAAAUACUGUUGCUGUUACUCUAGAAAAGGUAAAUAAAAUGGAAUGGUGGAGCAAAGUUUUAAUGACAGAUCCAGAAAUUAACACAAAGAAAGUUAACCCAGAAAACUCAAAGUUGUCAGAAUUGGAUGGCGAAACAAGAGGCAUGGUUGAAAAAAUGAUGUAUGACCAAAGACAGAAAUCGAUGGGCUUACCAACUUCAGAUGACCAGAAGAAACAGGAUGUUCUCAAAAAAUUCAUGGCGCAACACCCUGAAAUGGAUUUCUCACAAGCUAAAUUCUCAUGAUACUCUCGUGAUAUGGAAAACCAGAUUAGAGACAUUGGUAAUUAUACGUCAGUAUCACACUGGUUGACAUUAUUUUUGCGUUAAUAUGCUAAGGACACUGACAUCGAACAGUUUUUUUGUUAAAAAUGGGUGUGUUGACUGUUGAGCUGCAAGUUUCGAGUCGUACUGAAAACGAGGCAAAAUGUUGCAAAUUAUGUAUUGCGCAGGACUGAACAUACAUACCCUCCAAGAAAAUAUAUGUUAUAAGCUUA